Messenger RNA from Aspergillus pseudotamarii, 761 nucleotides. Its product is annotated as SDR family NAD(P)-dependent oxidoreductase. Gene Ontology annotation, molecular function: oxidoreductase activity. The record is from RefSeq and is a predicted model, not a curated record. Lineage: Eukaryota; Fungi; Ascomycota; Eurotiomycetes; Eurotiales; Aspergillaceae. The transcript is spliced from 2 exons. The coding region runs from base 9 to 761 and encodes 250 amino acids.
CAGAAGCAAUGGACUCAUUAAAAGGAAAAGUCUACGCCGUAACCGGCCUAGCAGGCAUCGGCCUCGCUGUCGCAAAACAGCUCUAUAACUACGGCGCACGUCUCUCCCUUGCCGACAUCGACGAGACAGCUCUCUCGUCUGCUUUCGCGGAACUCAAUUCGGACAGUGAGAAUGUGCUCACGACAAAGGUUGACGUGGGGUCUUCGGCAUCCGUGGAUGCGUGGAUCGAGGCUACAGUUCAGCACUUCGGGCGGCUAGAUGGCGCUGCUAAUAUGGCGGGGAUGAUUGGAAAGAAGCAUGGGACGGGGAGAUUGACGGAGCAGGAUGAUGACGAGUGGGAUCGAUUACUGAGGGUGAAUUUGACGGGGACGAUGUAUUGUGUGCGGGCGCAGGUGAGGAGUAUUUCUGCGACUUCGGGCAAGGGGAGUAUUGUCAAUGCGACGAGUAUUCAGGGCAUUAGGGGGUUUGGAUUGCAUGUGGCUUAUUCGACAUCGAAGCAUGGGGUGGUUGGGUUGACGAAGAGUGUGGCCAAAGAGGUUGGGCCGGAGAUUAGGGUUAAUGCAGUUGCGCCAGGAUCUAUUCAGACACCUUUGCUUGACAAAUCUAUUGUCAUUCAAGGCGGUUAUACACAGCCCCCGACGAUUAUUCCUCGCACUGGGACGGCAGACGAAGUUGCUCAGUCGGUGUUGUUCCUACUCAGUGAUGCUGCCUCAUUUACAACUGGUACAGUCCUUCAGGUGGACGGUGGGUGGGAUCCAUAA